AUGCAGCUAGGGAAACGCCUAGGUCAUAAGAAAUCUCGUAACGGGUGCCUUCGGUGUAAGGCCAGACGAGUCAAGUGCGAUGAGCUUCGACCAUGUACAAACUGCGUUCGACACCACGUCGAGUGUAGCCUUGUAACCUCGAGUACCGCAGCUACCAGCGCCUGCUCUCCCCCUUCAGUUCAAACAGCCUCCGUUACAGCAGCUCCUGGUUCAGCUCCUGCUCCGAGUUCCAGCCCGUUAGUCCUGGCCCUCGGUCUUCGGGAACAACCCGGACCCGAACCCGAACCCGAGCGUUACACAUCGACUCACCGUGUGGCUGAUGAGCCAUGGGCAUGUCAAUCGCCAAUCGCAACCCAACAGGACCAUGGUAAUAUAUCCUUUGUUCAAACUAUACUUGUGCAUUUCUCACUUUCCCAGCGUCUGCCCAUUCUACUACAUCGCCGUUCCACCCAACUCCAGGAACCCCAUCGCAACAUCAUGCGCAAGGCUACCCGUGCGCGUGCCAAUGUUCUGCACGAGACUGGAUGCAGAGUCUUCAACUCUUUCACCACUACACCACCUCAGUCUGGAGAUCAUUCGUGA
Molecule: messenger RNA, 582 nt
Organism: Fusarium falciforme
Lineage: Eukaryota; Fungi; Ascomycota; Sordariomycetes; Hypocreales; Nectriaceae
Product: C6 zinc finger domain-containing protein
Exons: 2
Coding region: 1-582 (193 amino acids)
Biological process (GO): regulation of transcription by RNA polymerase II
Molecular function (GO): DNA-binding transcription activator activity, RNA polymerase II-specific; zinc ion binding
Source: RefSeq, a predicted model, not a curated record